GACAUUUAUCUUCGGUGAGGUUCAGCCAAUCACAAUCAAGGUAUUGCACCAACUUCUCAAGCGAAAUUUUCAUGUCAGGCAGCGUUUUCAACAAAACCAUGAUAUCGUCUGUGCACAACGGCACGCCAUCUAUGAGGUGAAACAGAUGAAUCUUCAUUAUGUCUUAGUUGAGAAACUUCAUCUUCCACGGACUAGAGACGGUUUCCAUUAGCAAGUUGAAGAUUUAGGGCGAAAAAGGACACCCUUGUUUAAUGCCGCGUUUCCGCACGACAGACAGCUAUCCCUGCCAAAGUACCUGCUGUUCUUCGUUUUGAAAGCAUUCUAUCACCCGAGUUAAAACAUAAAUUCUGGUGCAGGUCUUUGAGGGUUUGUUGAUCAGCUUAUUUGCAGAAUUCAGAAUGAAUGCCAUCAAGGCCAGAGGCUUGUUGAGAUGGGGCCAGGGUAUCCCAGAACUGUAUUUUAUAGUCCAUCGCAACUUCUUGCUCCAAGCAUUAAAUUCUUGUUUAGAAUAAUUGGAUUUUUAGAAAUGUUAAGAGAUAAUCCACUUGGUUGAUACUCAGACUGUUAAAAGGAAAUGGACGACGACAAAAAUCUAACAACGAUGGAGACAAUGGCUCAGCCAAGUCAACCAUUUCUCUGUAAACAUGCUUGUGAAAGUCUGUACGUUCCCUCUGAUUACCUGCUUAUUAACAUGAAAAACCUGCAAAGAAAGAUAAAAAAAAACAAAUCUGACAACACUAGUUCCAAUGUCAAAGUUUAUUUACAAACAAACCCACCUGAAUGAUUAAAACAUAUUUUUUAAAAUUCAAUCGAUUAUACAUAGUGUGCUAUAAGUUUUCAUUUAUAAAAGUGUAAUAAUUAGUUCAAACCUAAAAUUUGUUUCGUGCUCAACAAAAAUUCAAUUCGGUCAGAAUUUAUGUAAAAUUCAAUUCCCCAGAUAAUGAACGCCCCAUCAUUCUGCGCGUUCUGUCUCCGGACAAGACUUUCGCACAUGAAGCUGCACAAACAAGUCGCCGGAUGUUCGGACGAGCAGCGGCAGUGCUUCGCGCUGAUACUCGGAUACGAGUUCCAGCUGGAGAGCUUUGCCGUCUGCCGACCCUGCUGGAAGCUGAUGGAGCUGCUGCAGGACUUCCGGCUGCGCUGCUUGAAAGCAAACAACCUGGUGAAGAGGAUCAGCCGAGGGAUGCUUCCGGGAAUAUACGAGGACGAUGGUUGGUUUUCGGAUAAUACUUGGGCCAAAAUCGAAAGCUUCCGGGCCGUUAUCCAACAGCAGACCGUGGAGAUUGAGAAGAUGGAGGCGACUGCGGGAGAAUCCGUUUGCAAUGGUGAAUCAACGGAAGAGUAUGAUGAAAUAAAGAUUGAACCGGUGGAAAUUCAAGACGAAGUCGUCGAAUCAGAUCUGGAAUGUGAGGAAACUCUUCAACGCAAUAGCGUGAUGGAGUUCGAAUCCAGUGUUGACAGCAAUCUAACUUGUGAUGAACCCGCAAUAGAAAAGAAUUCAACUGGUUUAUUCAAAUGCAAGAAAUGUGACCAGAGUUUCAUAACUAACGAAAGGGUAAUGCAGCAUUUGCUGAACUGUGAUGGAACUUUUAAUCCCUUAGCUUGCAAUUUGUGUGAAGCGACGUUUACAGAACACAAACAACUGAUAACUCACUUGGUAUUUCAUUCUAGAGCCCAAAAUGUUGUCAAAUGCCGAAUUAAAUGUGCCAAAACAUUUAGUUCAAAAUCUAAUCGCUUGAGACAUGAGAAAACUUGCGACAAAGUUUAUCAAAAGUGUCCGCUGUGCGAAGCGCAUCUGGAUCUCGGACAAGAACCCCUGCACGAGCAUUAUAGUCUUGCACAUCCAGCAGAACUGAAACAUCCAUGCACAAAAUGUGACAAACGCUUUCUAAACCAAGAACAAGUCAAAUCGCACGAAAAAGUAUCUCACGCCGAGGGGCGCAUCAACGUGCCCUGUCCGGAGUGCGGAAUCAUGUUUGCCGAGGCCAAAGAUCUGAUCGUACACACCAAGCAAAUCCACAGCGAACUGUGGCUCUUUCAGUGUGACCAGUGUGGGAAACGACACCGUGAUAAGCAGUCGCUAGUGACGCACAUGGCCGAAGAUCACGCGAAGCUGGCACCGGAAACAGCGGCGCCACCAACUGUGGUCCGGAUGUGUGAACGAAAAGCUAAUCCGAAAAGGGCGGUCGAUAAGGAAUCGGGUGGUUCGAGUGCUUCAAAAGAGCCGCCGUUUAAGGGAUUAAAGUUAAGAUCUUUUCAAAUCAUUAGUCCGUGACUGUUAUAGAUGUUCGAGUCGAAUUUUCAGUACAUUCCAAUUUGAAUAAAAAUAUAUACUUAUCUUAAGAUAUUUGUUGUAUCGGAGAAAACUCGCACAGUUGGGCCACCGCAGAAGGAAAUAAAAGGACACGCGCAGUUAACAAACGAUAC
Molecule: messenger RNA, 2427 nt
Organism: Culex quinquefasciatus (southern house mosquito)
Lineage: Eukaryota; Metazoa; Arthropoda; Insecta; Diptera; Culicidae
Product: zinc finger protein 271-like
Exons: 3
Coding region: 941-2275 (444 amino acids)
Source: RefSeq, a predicted model, not a curated record